CAAAACCAUCGUCUUAAUUCUUAAGGUAGCCCAAACUCAAAAUAAAAUCUAAAACAUCAAAUACAAAUACAAACGCAUUCCAUGUUUCCAUCGCAGUUGUAGUCUAACACUACUAUCCCGCCCAAAUUUCAUCAUUCAAAUAUCCUCUCUCUCUCAUACAAUCUUCAGAGAACGCAGAUAGAAGAAAUUAAUCGGAGAAAUCUGAAAUGGCGACGAAGAUAGGAAUGAUGGAUUCUGCGUAUUUCGUUGGAAGAUCGGAGAUUCUGGCUUGGAUUAACUCAACGCUCCAACUCAAUCUCUCUAAAGUCGAAGAGGCGUGCAGUGGAGCAGUUCAUUGUCAGCUGAUGGAUGCGGCACAUUCAGGGAUUGUGCCGAUGCAUAAGGUGAAUUUUGAGGCGAAGAAUGAGUAUGAUAUGAUUCAGAACUACAAAGUUCUUCAAGACGUUUUCAAUAAGCUCAAAAUCUCCAAGAAUAUAGAAGUGAAUAAGCUCAUUAAGGGAAGAGCAUUGGAUAAUCUAGAGUUCCUUCAGUGGAUGAAGCGCUACUGCGAUUCCGUCCACAGCAGCAACAUUUACAAUCCUCUAGAAAGAAGAGAAGCUUGUAAGGGAGGAAAGGAAACUGGCAAGAGAACUGCUGCUUCACAUGCUUCGACCAAAUCCUCAACAGCAGCAACCAAGUCUCACCCAACUCAGAGCUCUCGGAAGGCUGAUGUCUCUUCUGUGAAUUCUGCAAAUCAAGCUGCUAAAGCUCAACCUGUUUCCAAUCAAGGGGUUGUAUAUGAUGAACAGAUCACUGAGUUGAAGCUGUCCGUUGAUAGUCUUGAGAAGGAGAGGGAUUUCUACUUCGCAAAGCUGAGAGACAUUGAGAUAUUAUGCCAAUAUCCUGCGAUUGAACAUCAACCUGUUGUUGAAGCUAUACAGAAGAUUUUGUAUGCUGUUGAUGAUAAUGCAUCAGUGCUAGAAGAAGCUCAAGCUUUGCUAGCUCAAAAGCACGUUAAGUCAUCGAGUCCAACUGCUGAGGAGUCAGAGGACGGUUUGAAGGUUGACACACUUAAGAGAAAGACCAUUGACAACUUGGAUGUGGAGGUUGCUGCCAGUACAACUUUGUCUCCAAGGCAAAGACUCUCAGAUGUUUCAGAUGUGCAUCAAAGUGGAUCACCGUUGUUGACCUGCUAGAUCAUUGCUCCACUGCUGGUUCGAGCCCUAUCAUUAUUUGUCAAAUUUGAUAUACGAAUGGAUUUUCCGGUACAUAAUACAAGUGGACAUACAGAUAUAUCUGAGAGUUCAUAUUUUUUUGCUUUGCUGGAGCUUUCUGAACUGCUCCUCGCUUUCUUAGUAUUCUUCCUAAGACCAUCAGAAAUGCGUCGAUUUGUCGCUUAUGUGUAAGAUAUAGUCCUCAUAUAGUAUCUGUAUCGUUUUUUAUGAAUCAAUUGGACCCUAUGUAGUGAAUCUUAAAAACUUUCAAUCUCAUUAAGAUGUUUCUGACGUCUUAUAAAUUUCUUUAGCUUGCU
Beta vulgaris subsp. vulgaris (sugar beet) is the source of this 1510-nucleotide messenger RNA. RefSeq names its product microtubule-associated protein RP/EB family member 1C. The transcript is spliced from 6 exons. Gene Ontology annotation, cellular component: spindle midzone; cytoplasmic microtubule; microtubule plus-end. The coding region runs from base 207 to 1175 and encodes 322 amino acids. Lineage: Eukaryota; Viridiplantae; Streptophyta; Magnoliopsida; Caryophyllales; Amaranthaceae. Gene Ontology annotation, biological process: regulation of microtubule polymerization or depolymerization; protein localization to microtubule plus-end; spindle assembly. The record is from RefSeq and is a predicted model, not a curated record. Gene Ontology annotation, molecular function: microtubule plus-end binding.